Mizuhopecten yessoensis (Yesso scallop) is the source of this 396-nucleotide messenger RNA. Its product is annotated as phosphopantothenoylcysteine decarboxylase subunit VHS3-like. The transcript has a single exon. Bases 1 to 396 code for a protein of 131 amino acids. The record is from RefSeq and is a predicted model, not a curated record. Lineage: Eukaryota; Metazoa; Mollusca; Bivalvia; Pectinida; Pectinidae.
AUGAUAAUUUAUGGCAACUUCUUACUUCUGACUUCUGAUGAUGAUGAUGAUAAUUCAUGGAAACUUCUGACUUCUGAUGAUGAUGAUAAUUCAUGGCAACUUCCGACUUCUGAUGAUGAUGAUGAUGAUAAUUUACGGCAACUUCUGACUUCUGAUGAUGAUGAUAAUUUAUGGCAACUUCAGACUUCUGAUGAUGAUGAUGAUGAUGAUAAUUCAUGGCAACCUCUGACUUCUGAUGAUGAUGAUAAUUCAUGGCAACUCCUGACUUCUGAUGAUGAUGAUAAUUUAUGGCAACUUCAGACUUCUGAUGAUGAUGAUGAUGAUGAUAAUUCAUGGCAACGUCUGACUUCUGAUGAUGAUGAUAAUUUAUGGCAACUUCUGACUUCUGACUUCUGA